AUGUACCCAGAUAUGGCUCUCAACAGUAGCUUAGGCCCAGAUGUCAUCAUGGCCCCAAGCUGCAGUACAGGCCACCUCGAUCAGUAUGGCCCCAGCAGCAGCAUGGCUCUCAAGACACCAACUUGGUCUCAGGUGGCAGCCAGACCCCAGGCAUCUACACAGUAUUCAGUGGUAACAGGAGCCACUAUGGACAUCAACAUAGACCUUGACUGCUAUAGGGCCACAAACCCAGACAUGACCCUUGGCAGCAGCCUGGACUUGGACAUCACUAUAUCCCCAAAUGGCAGCACAAGUCACUCAGAUCAGCAUGGUCCUGGAACCCGGAGCCAAGCAAAAGCUCUUUCUAGGAGCAGCAGACAACUGAAGUGCCGGCACACUGAAGCACAAAUGGACCCCCAGGAAAGAUGGAACAAGGUAUCCCUUGGCAGUAUGAUUCAUGACACCCAGAUGUUGAGCAUGAGCAUGGUGAGUGAAGACAAGGAUGGUAGGGAGUGUGGCUCUCUAGUAACUCACAACAAUACUGACUUACAGUGGGACACUCAGUCCUGCAAAGAGGAGGAAGAGAAAUGGUCUGUGUCCUCCAGCGCUGCCUUUGUGGAGCAGAAACCUGGGGAGACGCCUGGGGGAACCACCAACCAGGGAAAAAAGGAACCAAAGAUCACCCAGACUCAAGACUUCCCUCGAUUAGAGGAGGUUCUCAGUGCCCCUUGCAAAGCCUCCUCACAGAGGCAGCCUCACGGGGUCUCUGUGUGCAAUGAUGGAAACAAGAAGGCAAGCAAGGACACAGCCUUGGAAGUCCGGACCAGUUUCUUGCAUAGUGGGGAAUCAUUUUGGUCACAGAACAGAGCAGAUACAUCCUCCCUAGAUAAGAACUCUCUGGAGCAUCUUCCCAGAUCUGAGAGCAUCCCAGCUCAGACUUCAGCCACUUUCGCCACCAGCCCAGCAGCAGCUUUGGUCAGAGUACAGGGCAGUAGUAAAGUUGAGAGCCAGGUAGACCCAGGAGACAGAGGGCAGGAAGAGGAGAGUCCUACCAGGUGCGUGCAGGACAGGCGGGCCUUCCAGAAGUCCAGCAAACUCCAGGUCCCCCAAGAACACCAUGGCACCAAGCCCUUUGUGUGCCAGCUGUGCGGGAAGGCCUACUCUCACCGCAGCACGCUCCAGCAGCACCGGCGCCUGCACACAGGCGAGCGGCCAUACCGAUGCCCUUUCUGCGACAAGACGUACACCUGGUCCUCCGAUCACCGCAAGCACAUCCGCACCCACACCGGCGAGAAACCCUAUGGGUGCCCGGACUGUGGUAGGGCCUUCGUGCGCUCCUCCGAUCUGCGCAAACACCAGCGCAACAUGCACAGCAACGACAAACCCUUCCCGUGCACCCAGUGCGGCUUGACCUUCAACAGGCCUCUGUCACUACUGCGCCACCAGCGCACGCACCUGGGCACCAAGCCUUUCCGCUGCUCCUCCUGUGGCCGGGAGUUCUCCGUGGCCAGCCGCAUGGUGGAGCAUCAGCGCGUGCACUCGGGCGAGCGGCCCUUUCCCUGCUCCACCUGCGGCAAGUGCUUCACCAAAUCCUCCAACUUGCAGGAGCACCAGACGCUGCACACCGGUCAGAGGCCCUUCAAGUGCUCCGAUUGCGGUGUGGCCUUUGCGCAGCCCUCGCGCCUGCUGCGCCACCAGCGCAUCCACACGGGCGAGAGGCCUUUUCAUUGUGCUGAGUGCGGUCAAGCCUUCGCCCGCUCCUCCACCCUAAAGCGGCACCAACAGAUCCACUCUGGGGACAAAGACUUCCUCUGUGCUGAGUGUGGCAGGGCCUUUCACAUUGCAUCCGAGUUGGCGCAGCACAUCCAGCUGCACAAUGGGGAGAGACCCUACCAGUGUGAGGGCUGCGGCCAGGCCUUCAUCCGCUCCAACCACCUCGAAAGACACAAAGCCAAGCAUGACACCUGCAAGAAGGAGUCUGUCCCUUCCUCCUCCCAUGAAUGA
This is a messenger RNA of Phodopus roborovskii (desert hamster), 1983 nucleotides long. It is a transcript of the gene Znf648, whose product is annotated as zinc finger protein 648. Gene Ontology annotation, biological process: regulation of transcription by RNA polymerase II. NCBI's taxonomy places the organism in Eukaryota, Metazoa, Chordata, Mammalia, Rodentia, Cricetidae. The coding region runs from base 1 to 1983 and encodes 660 amino acids. Gene Ontology annotation, cellular component: nucleus. Gene Ontology annotation, molecular function: RNA polymerase II cis-regulatory region sequence-specific DNA binding; DNA-binding transcription factor activity, RNA polymerase II-specific. The transcript has 2 exons. The record is from RefSeq and is a predicted model, not a curated record.